Molecule: messenger RNA, 1916 nt
Organism: Xenopus tropicalis (tropical clawed frog)
Lineage: Eukaryota; Metazoa; Chordata; Amphibia; Anura; Pipidae
Gene: glt8d1
Product: glycosyltransferase 8 domain containing 1
Exons: 10
Coding region: 315-1442 (375 amino acids)
Cellular component (GO): Golgi membrane
Molecular function (GO): glycosyltransferase activity
Source: RefSeq, a predicted model, not a curated record
GUGACAGAGUCAGGAGGAACAAGCCGAGCUGCGUGAGUUACGCACACGUACGGAAUUGCGUCACUGCGCUUCAGUGCAGUCGUGGCACUAUUCUCGCGAGAUGAGACUUACUGGGUUUAUGGGCGGAGUUUGUGAAGCAGGAGGGGCGGAGCCUGCGGUGAACAGAGCUGCGGGCUGUGUUGGCAAUAGUGGGGCAGUAGGGAAGCGCUGGGGGUGGGACAUGCUUGCUCCAUAGCAACCGCCGUUCCUCCCGCAGUGUGCGGCUGAGUGACAGAGUCGUUUUCUCCCCAAUAAACUGAAGAACAAAUGAGAAGAUGUCGUUCCGCAAAGGUAACAGAACCAUUCACAUUGCUAUAAUCCUAUUGGCUGCCGUCGUCUUCCUGCUGAUUCUGCACCACAAUAUCCUGGGCCUGACGGACAUUCUGACGAGACAGAGCUCCGACAGCGCUCCGUUAGUGUUUCAGCGGCUGGAAGCCCUGCGUGAUGCCCAUGAGAGCCCCCCAGAAGAGAGACAGGGGGAGGAGAUAGCCGUGGUUAUUCCGGGGGUGGAGGAACGACUCGGGGGGCUCGUUGCCGCCAUUAAUAGUAUCUCCAGCAACACCAAGUCCAACGUUGUGUUCUAUAUCAUCACUACCAACGACACCAAGGGGCACAUCCGAUCCUGGUUGGACGGCACCGGGCUGAAGCGAGUGACCUAUAAGCUCCUGGCGUUUGAUACCCGAGUUCUAGAUGGGAAAGUCCGGGUCGAUGCUGGGGCAGAACCAGUGAAACCAAUGACGUUUGCCCGGUUCUACCUGCCCAGUUUGCUGCCUGAGACCAAGAAAGCCAUUUACCUGGAUGACGAUGUUAUUGUACAGGAUGACAUACGUGACCUGUACAACACGCCCCUCCGACCCGGCCAUGCCGCCGCCUUCUCUGACGAUUGUGACUCGGUGACCUCCAAGUUCCCAGUCAGGGGGGCCGCUAAUCAGUACAAUUACAUUGGUUUCCUGGACUACAAGAAGGAGCGGAUCCGGAGCCUGGGCAUGAGGGCCAACACCUGCUCCUUCAACCCGGGGGUAUUUGUGGCCAACCUGACCGAGUGGAGGCGGCAGAACGUUACCCGCCAGCUGGAGAAAUGGAUGGAGCUGGAUGUGGCUGAGGAACUGUACAGCAAGACUUUAUCCGCCAGCAUCACGGCGCCCCCCCUCCUCAUUGUCUUCUACCAACGGCACUCGAACCUCGACCCCCUGUGGCACGUACGGCACCUGGGUUCGAGUUCGGGGAAACGCUACUCGCCGCAGUUCGUGAAGGCCGCGAAGCUUCUCCACUGGAACGGACAUUUUAAACCGUGGGGCAGAACCUCUUCCUACCCGGAGGUUUGGGAGAAAUGGUUCAUUCCGGAUCCCAUGGGGCAGUUUGCACCAAUCAGGAGGCACGGGGAAGCCGAUGGCACCAAGUGACAAGUCUCCUGACUCCUCGCGUUAUCUCAGGAAAGAGACAAAGGAUUUGCCCCUUUUGCCCCAAGCAGGGGGUCUGGUAGUUCCUGUGGGUGCCAAGGCCUCACCCCCCUACAGACUCUGUGUAUUCAGGCUCCUCCCCACUUUCCCGGGGAUAUGUCCAGAUGACUUGGGCACCAAUGGAGGAGGGACUGAAACAGAACUAUUGCCCCUCCCACUUGUGACACCUGCAUAAACCCCUCCUCCUUCCCAUGGCAUUGUUGUGGCCUAAGGAAAUGGGCCCCGCCCUCAGGCUAAAGGGGAAGCAUACAGAGAUUGGCCCUGGCCAAUCAGAAUUGGUGAUACUUUUCAGAGAGUUGGUGAUUUUUCUUUCCCAGAGGAGCUCAAUGUGAUUCGCCAACUGGAGCCCCGCCCCUAGGAUUUUCUCAUUGGUGUUUGUUUUUUUGUUUUUUUAAACAUUAAAUCUAGAAAUAAUAA